AUGGGCACCCUAUCUGAUUUCGGUCAAAUAGCUUUAAAAUGGGAUCCCAAAAAUUUAGAAAUCCGCACAAUGUCAGUAGAGAAAACCUUGGAGCCAUUAGUUUUGCAAGUAACAACGCUUGUGAACACUAAAGGGCCGAGCAAAAAGAAAAAAGGCAAAUCCAAGCGCGCAAGUGCUUUAGUGGCCGCUGUUGAGAAAGCAACAGAAAACUUUAUACAGAAAGGAGAGCAAAUUGCCUACGAGAACCCAGAUAUUACACAAGAAAUGCUUUCUGCCGUUGAUGAGGUGCGCAAAACUGGAGAUGCCAUGAGCAUUGCCGCAAGAGAAUUUUCCGAGGAUCCUUGCAGUUCCUUGAAGCGAGGGAACAUGGUUCGAGCUGCAAGAAAUUUGCUCUCGGCAGUUACACGCUUAUUAAUCUUAGCAGAUAUGGUGGAUGUUCAUUUGUUGCUUAAGUCGCUGCACAUUGUUGAAGAUGAUCUAAACAAACUUAAGAAUGCGUCCAGCCAGGACGAGCUUAUGAACAACAUGAGGCAAUUUGGUCGUAACGCUGGAGAGCUCAUCAAACAGGCAGCGAAGCGUCAACAGGAGCUUAAGGAUCCGCAAUUGCGAGAUGACUUGGCUGCUGCACGAGCAAUGCUCAAGAAGCAUUCGACCAUGCUUCUGACAGCAUCUAAAGUGUAUGUUCGUCAUCCGGAAUUGGAUCUAGCCAAAGUCAACAGAGAUUUUAUAUUGAAGCAAGUGUGCGAUGCGGUCAAUACCAUCAGCGACGUGGCUCAAGGCAAAUCAUCACAGCCCACGGAUGUUUACAGUGGUGCAGGAGAGCUUGCUGCGGCUUUGGAUGAUUUUGAUGAGGGCAUCGUAAUGGAUCCCAUGACUUAUAGCGAUAAGCGCUCACGUCAACUGCUUGAAGAACGUCUUGAGAGUAUUAUCAGCGCUGCUGCCCUGAUGGCCGACGCAGACUGUACAAGGGACGAGCGCAGGGAGAGAAUUGUAGCCGAAUGCAAUGCUGUCCGUCAAGCUCUACAAGAUCUCCUAUCUGAAUACAUGUCAAACAUGGGUCAAAAAGACAACAGCCCCGGUCUGGAUCGUGCUAUUGAUCAAAUGUGUCGUAAAACGAGAGAUUUGCGUAGGCAGUUGCGUAAAGCUGUCGUGGACCAUGUAUCGGAUUCAUUUUUAGAGACAACAACGCCUUUAAUUGAUCUAAUUGAAGCCGCUAAGUCUGGUAAUGAAAAACUAGUGCGGGAAAAGGCUGAGAUAUUUACAAAACAUGCUGAGAAAUUAGUUGAAGUUGCGAAUCUCGUGUGCAGCAUGUCGAAUAACGAAGACGGCGUUAAGAUGGUUCGAUAUGCGGCUGCCCAGAUCGAAAGUCUAUGCCCCCAAGUAAUAAAUGCAGCAUCAAUACUCACAGUUCGACCCAACUCAAAGGUUGCCCAAGAAAACAUGGCCGCCUAUCGGCAGGCAUGGGAGGUGCAAGUUCGAAUUUUAACAGAAGCUGUGGAUGACAUUACAACCAUAGACGACUUUUUGGCUGUCUCCGAAAAUCAUAUUCUUGAAGACGUAAACAAAUGCGUUAUGGCACUACAAGUUGGCGAUGCUAAAGAUCUACGCGGAACGGCUGGCUCUAUUCAAGGGCGAUCAUCACGCGUAUGCAACGUUGUUGAGGCUGAGAUGGACAACUACGAACCAUGUAUUUAUACAAAACGAGUUCUGGAAGCAGUUAAAGUUCUACGCGAACAAGUUAUGAUCAAGUUUGAACAGCGAGUUGAUGCUGCAGUCGAGGCCCUCUCGGCUAAUACCAACAAAAAUGUGGAUGAGAAUGACUUUAUUGAUGCUUCCCGAUUGGUAUACGAUGGUGUUCGUGAAAUUCGUCGUGCAGUGUUAAUGAACCGAAGCUCUGACGAUCUAGAUACUGACACAGAAUUUGAGCCUGUAGAAGACUUGACAUUGGAAACUCGUAGUCGAUCGAGCGCUCAUACUGGAGAUCAAACUGUUGACGAAUAUCCGGACAUUAGUGGAAUUUGUACUGCUAGAGAAGCGAUGCGUAAGAUGACGGAAGAGGAUAAGCAAAAAAUUGCCCAACAAGUUGAGUUGUUUCGCCGCGAAAAACUUACAUUUGAUUCAGAAGUCGCCAAGUGGGAUGACACUGGCAACGACAUUAUUUUCUUGGCAAAACAUAUGUGUAUGAUAAUGAUGGAAAUGACGGACUUCACAAGAGGCCGUGGCCCAUUAAAGACCACCAUGGAUGUUAUCAAUGCCGCCAAAAAAAUAUCUGAAGCUGGUACUAAACUGGAUAAGCUAACUCGUGAAAUAGCAGAGCAAUGCCCUGAGAGCAGCACUAAAAAAGAUUUAUUGGCGUACUUGCAACGCAUCGCUCUCUACUGUCAUCAAAUCCAGAUUACUUCUAAGGUCAAAGCGGAUGUUCAAAAUAUAAGUGGCGAAUUGAUCGUUUCUGGGCUGGAUAGCGCAACUUCUUUGAUUCAGGCCGCUAAGAAUCUGAUGAAUGCUGUUGUAUUGACCGUAAAAUAUUCUUACGUGGCUUCAACUAAAUACACAAGACAAGGCACUGUUACUUCUCCAAUCGUCGUUUGGAAAAUGAAGGCGCCAGAGAAAAAGCCAUUGGUGCGGCCUGAGAAGCCAGAAGAAGUUCGAGCUAAAGUUCGAAAGGGAUCCCAGAAGAAAGUUCAAAAUCCAAUUCAUGCUCUUUCUGAAUUCCAGAGUCCCGCUGAUGCUGUUUAAGGGAAUUAAAUCGAAUAUUAUAAUUUAAAGUAUUAUAUACCCACUUGAUACAAUUUUAUUAUAUAAAUGUACUUCUAAACGGUAAAAGUUUAAUGUUAUCAUCAAAGAUAUAUAUUUUACGAUUGCCCGUAAUAAAUAAUGAUAUAGUAA
Molecule: messenger RNA, 2886 nt
Organism: Drosophila navojoa
Lineage: Eukaryota; Metazoa; Arthropoda; Insecta; Diptera; Drosophilidae
Gene: alpha-Cat
Product: catenin alpha
Biological process (GO): cell-cell adhesion; cell migration
Cellular component (GO): adherens junction; catenin complex; actin cytoskeleton
Molecular function (GO): structural molecule activity; actin filament binding; beta-catenin binding
Source: RefSeq, a predicted model, not a curated record